AUGGUUAGUACGACAGUUCCUCACUACGCAAUUUAUGAUGUAAAUGCUGAAGAAGAUUUUAAUGACAAGGUAUUCCAAUGUAAUAAGCCCGUUGUUGUGGACUUCCAUGCCAGUUGGUGCGGACCUUGCAAGGUACUUGGUCCUCUACUGAAGAAAUUUAUUGAUGAAUCAAAGGAAAAAGUAGACUUGAUCAAGGUUGAUAUUGAUGAAGCCCCGGAUAUUGCCUUAGAACAUGAGGUGUCAGCUGUGCCGACCCUCUUGUUUAUUCAAAAUGGAAAAAUUGUAGACAGAUCAGUAGGGCUAGUUCCUGAGAAUGACCUAAAGACGAAAAUUACGGAACUAUCUGCCUAA
Molecule: messenger RNA, 351 nt
Organism: Trichoplax adhaerens
Lineage: Eukaryota; Metazoa; Placozoa; Uniplacotomia; Trichoplacea; Trichoplacidae
Exons: 3
Coding region: 1-351 (116 amino acids)
Cellular component (GO): cytoplasm
Molecular function (GO): protein-disulfide reductase activity
Source: RefSeq, a predicted model, not a curated record